GUCGGGCCGCGUCCGGGCGCUGGAGUCGCGGCUUCUCUCUCGCUUCCUGGGGUAGUCAACCCAGCGUUCGCCACCUUUGGCAGCGACGGGCUGCGGGGCUGCCGGUGUGCGCUGUGACGAGCUAAUCGCCGACUUGCAAUGUAGAACCACAUCGGAAUGGUUUGGGUUGGAAGUGACCUUUUAGGUCAUCUAGUUCCAAUUCCCCUGCUAUGAGGACCACGAGUCCCACGUAGUUCAAAGUCUGAUCCAGCCUAGCCUUGAACCCUUUCCAGUACAAGAAAGAUAAGGAGGUGCUGGAGAGUGAACAGCACAGGGCCUCAAAGAUGCUUAGGAGCAUACAGCGCUUCAUACGGGAAGAUACUCGGGGAGCUGUCAGACUCUUUUCAGUGAGACAGGACGAGGAACAGUGGCCAUAAACUAAAAAACAAGAAGUUUCAGCUUAACAUGAAGACCUUUACAUUGAGAGUGGCAAGAGAUGGGCCGGUCGGGGCUGUCCAGGGAGGUCGUGGAGCCUCCCUCUCUGGAGACAUUCCAGACCGACCUGUACGUGUUCCUGUGAAGCCUGAUCAGGUGACCCUGCUUUGGCAGGAGCGUUGGACUAGAUGAUCUCCAGAGGUCACUUCCAACCCUCAUAAUCUGUGACUCUGUGACCCAGGCUCCCUGGUCAGCCUGUUUCAGUGCCUCAGCACCCUCGCAGUAAAGAUUUGUUUCCCAACAUCUAAGAUGGGUUAUCCUCGGUGCUUCUGUGCUAAAGCUGGCUGGCGCCCCGGCUCGGCGAAGAGCUGCCUGUGCCCGGCUAAAGCGCCUUUGCCAUGGGCAGAGGUAGAGCCGAGAGCGGGCUGAGUUACACCCGGACAGAAUUCGGCUGUGCCGGGGCUCUGACCGGCGCUGUGGCGGCCCGAGCACCCUGCGCUCUCCUGCCGGUGUCCCGACAGGCAGGGACUGCCCGGGAAGUCACACAUGUUCCCUGAUCCCGGCAGGCGGCGGUGCCCAAGGGCGGGGGGCGCGCGGCUGCCGUUUUUCCCGCGCAGCCCGUGAGGUGAUCCCGGCGGGAGAACCCCUGCCACAGGCGCUUCCUCCCAGCUCCUCAAAACCUCCCGGCUGGGAGAACUCUCCCGCGGGGCUUGGAGAGAGACUUCCCUGUGGCACUGCCGUGCCUUGUUGCCAGGUGGGCUGAGGGCACAGGGAGCAGUGCCUUCCCCUUCUCUCGGUGAGGCUUCUGAUUUCUGAGAAUCACCAUCCUGUUUCCCUUCCGUUUUGGCUGAGACCCAGGUACUGCUUUGGGGCAAUCAACAGCAUACCAUGAAUAGCACCAGGCACCAGUCUCUGUUCUUUGUCAGUCUGCCUGAGCUGCAAAAACUCUGUGCUGCAACAGUAACACUGAGUUCUCAGAUACCAGAAAGUGAGGCAAGGAGUACACAGAUAAAGACUUGCAGACAAUUAUUAUUCCUGUAUCAAGAAGUCCUUUCUGCACCUGUUAUGGGGACACUGAAUCAAAUUUCGGUUGUGAUGGCGAUACCAUUUUACGAAUCAGGAAUAUGUCAAGCCUAUGUAGAGAGACACAGAGCUACUCUGGAAGCACCGCAAACAGUUACUCCAGCCCUUCUCCAAACCUGUCUUUCCUACACACUUACAGCCAGGCUUGCACCCAGAUGGAACAAGGCUGGUCAUCUCUUGGUGCAAGGGAAAGACUUUUUGUGUCAUUCAGGAAGGCAAAAUGCUGUUGUUAUAGACCUCAAUGUGUCAGAGAGACAGCUUUGCAUCAGUGUGGAGCCUUGCUCAAUUCGGCUGCCACCCCCCAAGCUUGGAGAUUUUGAUAUUUCAUCAAACACCAUAAAGCUGUUUGACAGCAAUGAAAAUACAGUUAUUCAGCAACAUUCCAUAUUAAGUAACUGGUGCUAUGUUUUGCCAAGCAUGAAAAUGGGUCAGAUCAUCAACAUCAGCCACAUAAUUCCUCCAGAAUCUCCUUUCCGUUCAUAUAAGGAUUUUCAGAUGCACUGGAAGAGUCUGUAUGGAUAUAUUCUUCCUGAGGAUCUCGAAGAGACAAAAAUAUACUUGAGUGUUUACUUCAAACCAAUAGGGGAAAGGUUCUUUACGUACCCUUUAAGUUGCAUCCGAAGUCAGCCAGUGCAGUAUUUCCCCAGAACAGAUGCAGAAAGUGUAGUGAACUCUUUUCUUUCUGACAUGAAGAGCAAUUUUUCACAGCUGUGUGGAUUUCCAGUAAAGAUGACAAGUAAAGCACUUUAUGCUACAAAAGAACUCUCCAGGCCUUCAGUGCAUGAAAUAAAACCUAAGCAUACAAAAUUGGACGGUGAGAUGGUGUGUGUAGUAUCUCUAACGCAGGCUCCUCCAAGAAAACCGACUUUGCCUGGAAUUCCUUCACCGUGCAGUACGGAAAAUAGCCACUGGAUGGAGUGUUUGAUCCAAGAGCCAGGAACACACAGUUUUUCGAGCAAGACUACAGGAGGCGUUAGCAUUGAAGCAACAGAGAAGUCAAUGAGCAAUAAGCAAAUACCUGGCGUGCCAAAGUUACCAACGGCAAAGUCUUUAGCACCACCUGUAAACUCAGCCUUUGAAUCCACGCCCCCAAAAGUCAGCAAAAUUAUACCAAUUUUCAAAGGAAAGUUGAUGCAAAUGAAUGGAAAGAUCACAAGUCAAACAGAUAGGAAGAAAAGGGAAAAUGCUGAAUGGCAUUCACCAAUAAAAAGUGUGGGUGUUUCAUCUUCUAUGCUCUCUGUGCACAAAUCCAGCAUAACUCAGGUUUUCAAACACAUUCAAGACGUGCCAGUCAAAACUCCUGCUGACAGCAGCGCCCUUCAGGUAAAGAACACAAAGACACACCCAAAACAUGGUACACCCAUAUUCCGAUGGAAAACCCAGUCUAGUGGACAAAUUACUAACUCUGAUUUUUCUGAAAACUCUGCUUCAGGUGGGAAUCCAAGUGAAGUCAAUCACAAAAAGGCAAAUUCUCUGCUCUUUCUUAAGCAUGUUGGGCCAGUGCUUCAGAAGUCCAGCACCAGUCCAUGUCUGAAUACACAUGAAUCUCCUGCUUCCAGUGCAAGAAGGGGGGAAAAGUUUGCAAGUCAAAAUACUACUCAAUUUUUUGACAAACAACACCAGUCAAAGGAAGUGCAUUUGCAAAUUUGUAAAUUAGACAAUGAAAUGACAAAUUCCAGUUUGCCACUGCAACAAACAAAGAGAUCAAAUAAAGGAGCUGGGUUAAAUAUUCAUGAAUCUGUCUUCAAAGAUACAGUGUGCAUGGCCAAAAGUGAAGCAAACAAAGCAGCAUGCCACUCUAAGGACUGUACUGCUGAGACAACCAGUCAUCAUUCCAAACCUAACUUUGAACAGAUGAUUGCAGGGAACAAGUAUCUGACAUGUGAAACACUGACCUCAAAACCAACUUUGCCAGACAUGGAGAGCAACAUGGAAGCAUCUGUAAAGAAAGGUUGUGCCAGAAGAAGACAACAGAAAGAAGGAGGUUAUUCAAAGUUAAAGAGAGCCAAAAGAAGUAAAACUUCUACUUAAGAUGUUCUGGAGUAUUGAAAGAAAACACUACAUCUGGAGCUAAGAAUGUGGUUUGGCUGCCUGACCUCAGCCAAAGGUUAAGAAGGUGUGAAUAGACUUCUGCAACAGAAGUUCCUACUUCCAACACCACAACUGACAGUGGUAUUUUGAGGACUUUAAUCCUAAAAUGCCCAGAUCUAAAAGGAUAAAUCUGUGCAAAAUACCACAUAUUUAUGAUGGAGAGAAUUCUUUCUUCUUCUGUAUAAAAAUUCAGACAUUUAAUCGGAAUGCCCUGAACCCCAGCUUUGUAAACGGAAUGCAGAUGCAGAUGUGGGAAUACAGCAAUAUUUUUUCCUUCAUAUUAGCCAUAGAGUUCUCAGUUGUCUUUUGUUUUCUUCUAUGCUCUGAACUUUUUCUGUGUUUUCCCCCAUUCAGGUUCCCAAGAGGGCAGUAACAUACUUCAGAAUCUCUGAACUUUGUGUAUUUUGCUGUUUGCCAUUGGUAGCUGGUUUUGGAUGAAAAUUUGAGGGUUAAAUACAGUCAAAUGAAUCCAUGUAUCAUCAACUUCUUCAGACAGUUCAGGUUAAUAAGCCUCUAAUGCAUAUGGAAAUUAAACUAAAUUGUUUAGUUUUUGAAUUACAUAAUAAAUGUCCUGCUACUUGCUUACACAGUUAAUCAUUCUUCCAAAUUAUUUUGUUGUUUCUAGUCAGGUUUUUAAAGAUAAACUAUUUAAUUCUUUGUUACAGUGCCUGGGCCAGUUUGAUUCAUCAGUAAAAAAAUCCCAAAUUAGUUUUCUUUAUCAAGUCAAAUGACUGGAGAAUAAACAAUUUUAUUCCUACAGAAAUAAUUUAAAGGCUGGAUUUGAGUCAAGCUUCAUUAGUUCUCAUUGUAAUUUUUGAUGACUUUUCACAUAUGAAACUGCUGUGUAAAAUAUUUUUUUAAGUUUAGUUCCCCAUUCUUCAGGAGUUCUUAGAAAACCUGUAGUUGCCCUUUGAGGAGUUUUGUUGCCGUGUGACUUCAGUGACCUACUGCAAUGUGCAGAUACAAAUAUAUACACAUAUGUAAGAUUGUUGCCUCAUAAUCACUGCUUUGGGGUGACUAUUAUUGUGUUCCCUGGAAAAUAAGAAUCAAAUGUCGCACUAGCUCCUAAACUCAAAUGUUACAGAACUGUAGUUUAACGCUUAUUUUGGACAUACAUCUGCAAAUAUUUUUUUCUGAAGGGAUUGAUACAAUGGGACUUUGUGCCUUUCACUAAACUUUUUUUUUUUUAGGUUCAUAUUGCAAUAGCUGUAUUUCUCUUCAUUUUUCUAAACUGGAAUUUGUCCUACUACUAUGACAACUUUUGUUUUGUUUUGUUUUUUCUUGAAUGGUGACUGUCAACAUAGUUUUAAUACAUAAUACAAAAACAAACAAACAAACAAAGAAAAAAAACCCAAACAGCAAGCCAAGACAAAUACUAAAAGUGCUAUAUGCUCAGCAUGAAAUCAAAUUAUAUUUUCAUUUUGUCUGGAAGCUGGUAUAAAGGCUCCUUUUCAAAUGCUGUGGUUUAGUUACCUUUCAUAGGUUUAACUGUAUGGAACUGAUCUUUCUCCUGUCUUGCAUGGAAAAGCCUGUAGAGUAGUUGCAUUUCUACCAUGCUAUAUAAAUUAGUGCUUUGCCUGAUCUGUUUCCUGUUGUUGUUUUUAAAAUGCUGCUGGUUGCCAGCAUUUGUCUUGUAUUAUCACAGAAGUAAUUUUGCACAAUUUUUGCAUUUUUUAAAUGUUUACAUCGUUUUGUGUUAUCUGUUAUAGAACUAAAAAUACAGAAAAAAAUUAUUUAUCUCAGCUCCAGUGUGUUCUGUUUAAAUAAACUACUGAGUUACUCAUCUGUGCUAAAUUGCCAGCUAUUUC
Messenger RNA from Parus major (Great Tit), 5396 nucleotides. RefSeq names its product chromosome 2 C18orf63 homolog (gene C2H18orf63). The coding region runs from base 1303 to 3528 and encodes 741 amino acids. The record is from RefSeq and is a predicted model, not a curated record. The transcript is spliced from 15 exons. Lineage: Eukaryota; Metazoa; Chordata; Aves; Passeriformes; Paridae.